UGUAGUAGUGGUGAGGCAGGUCAGCGCCCGCCAUUUUAGGAGCAGAGAGGCAGCAUCUUCUGAACGGCAGCAUCAGAGACAGCAAUGGCAGAAGCUGUGGAGGUGAUGCUGCGGCGCUUGAGGGAAGCAGCGGACACCAGGGGCAGCGACUGGCUGGAGGAGCAGGUGACUGCAUUGCUAAGGGGGGCGGAGGUGGGUACGUCUGGCCCUACUCCAGCAGCUACACGGUCGCGGCGGGCACGGCCGCCGGCGCGCCUGAGCCCUGAUUUACCCCCCCGGGUCCGGCGCCGUGUCAGGAGCCCCACAAGGGACCCUCCACGCCGGGAGCAUUCUAAGGCUACUGCGGCCUCCCGGCGUGGGAGGAAUCCAUAUGUCCGGCGGGACCCUCCAGAGGCUGUGGGGCCUCCCCCUCAGCCCACCACGUCAGCUACAAGGGAGUCAGGACCUGGUUCUGCAGGAUCCCCUCCUGUCCCCAGGAGUGGGAGGCCUGCUCAGCGUGGGAGAGGUAGUGGCAGCAGAGGCAGCAGCGGGGCUGCGCGGUCGGCCAGGGCGGCCCGGCGCAGGCUCUUACAGGAUGAGCCCCUUUCAGUGGCACACGAGGCUACGCCUGUAGGUGCCAGGGACGGGCGCAGGCCUCGCCAUGAUGCGCUUCUUUCAGAGGAGGAGGACGAGGCUGUUCUGGACGGCUCCCCGCCCCAGAGCAGGCCUCUUGGGCAUGAAGACAGGCGCGCAGAUGCUUAUAUGGAGGACAGGGAGUUGCGCAGGCCAUUUCCUGAGGGCGGACAGUUUGCUACUGGUCCUGACACCGUUGAAGACAGAGGGCGUCCCAGAGCCAUUCCUAACGCACCCAGCAGUGAUCCGGCUGGGGUGCUGCCGGCGAACAGCGCAAGUACCCACCAGAGGAACGUCGCGGAUCCAGGAGUCGUACGUCAGGAAUCAGGACCUGCGGCUGCCGGGUUCACAGCACCCGGGCAGCUAGUGGGAGCGGUUUCGCCAGCUGGCCCCGGAGGCGAGUCAGGUCGGAUUGGUGUGUCCAGAGUCGUUGUGGGAGAUCCUGGAGGUGGUGCCCCGUUAUUAGUUUGGAUCCUGGGCCAUUCGUUCGUGUUCUGGGGGGCAUUACGAGCGGAUGUUCGGCAGAAUGGGCGGCAGCUGGGGUUUGAUCGGGGGACAGCCAUAGUAAGAUGGAUCGGACGCAGAGGUAUGGCGUGGGGUAGUGUUUUGCAGGAGGUUCAUCGGCAAGCCAGGUUAGAUAGAGUCCCGGAUAUCUUGGUGUUGCAUGUUGGGGGAAAUGACCUAGGGGUCCGACCUUGCAGAGAGUUGAUCAGGGAUAUUCGUUUUGAUUUUUUGCGUUUGUGGUCCCUCUUCCCGUCAGUUGUCACUGUGUGGUCGGACAUUGUCCCCAGGAAGGUCUGGAGGGAGGCGAGAUCGGUUGAAAGGCUGAAUAAGGCUAGGAUUAAGCUGAACAGGGUGAUUGGGCGGUUCUGUGCCAAACAUGGGGCGGUGGUGGUGAGGCACCCCGAGUUGGAAGCAGGAACAGGAGGUUUUUGGAGACAGGAUGGAGUCCACCUCAAUGCGGUGGGCAUUGAUUUGUGGUCACUGGACUUACAGGGAGGUAUCGAAACAGCCAUCCGGGUGUGGCGGAACGCGCGAGCUUAAGGGCUGUCAAGCUGCGCGUUGUUGGCGGGGGGAGGUCAUAGAAGCUGGGGCUACUGGAUGGUAACGGUGAAUGAGAGGGCCUCAAUGGUGGGGCUGGACUCUCAGAGUUGGGGCACCUGGUUGGCUUGGUAUGGCGUCCGUCAGUUGGUGUCCCCGAGCUUGUGGUACGCGGCUGGGGGCAAGAUGGAAUUGCCGUGGUGGUUUGUGGUCGUUUAAGGUGCAGUUAGGCGGCUUCUAGGACCUCCCUCGUCAGUUAGACAUGUAUAUAUUUAUAUAUAUAUGUCAUUGUUAUAUCAAGUGUUAUGUUUAUUCAUGUUAUUUAUAUUAUUUAAUAAAAGACGGCUGCUGUGGCCGAUUUAAUCCAAGCAGUGGCUGUGUGUGGUUAUUGGGAGAGGAAAAGGGGAAGGUUAGUUAGCUAAAUGAUGGGGUAGUGGACCCGAGCGUAGCCAAUAACCCUACUCAAGUGAGGCCGGACGAAGCGGCACGCU
This is a messenger RNA of Bufo gargarizans (Asiatic toad), 2144 nucleotides long. Its product is annotated as translation initiation factor IF-2-like. NCBI's taxonomy places the organism in Eukaryota, Metazoa, Chordata, Amphibia, Anura, Bufonidae. The record is from RefSeq and is a predicted model, not a curated record. Gene Ontology annotation, molecular function: DNA binding. Gene Ontology annotation, biological process: DNA recombination; DNA integration. The transcript is spliced from 3 exons. The coding region runs from base 85 to 1656 and encodes 523 amino acids.